This is a messenger RNA of Scaptodrosophila lebanonensis, 1404 nucleotides long. RefSeq lists its product as uncharacterized. The coding region runs from base 299 to 1054 and encodes 251 amino acids. The transcript is spliced from 3 exons. NCBI's taxonomy places the organism in Eukaryota, Metazoa, Arthropoda, Insecta, Diptera, Drosophilidae. The record is from RefSeq and is a predicted model, not a curated record.
AAAACGUAAACAAAACGCUUACGGUGCUGCCGGUCGGUCAGUACAGGAGUUCUAGAAACUUCAAAACUCGAUCUCAUAUUGUAUACUUUUACCAUAACCUUAUGCAGUCCCACAAAUGUGGCAGCUCCACAUUUUUUAUCUGCUGAUAGCAAAAUCACAACAACAGCAACAGCUUGCGCAAAAAUUUUGGUUGGACCCUUGAACAUACAUUCAUACAUACAUAAUUUAAAUUUAUGAACUUUGCGAUAACGUCGCUCACAUCACAGCUGGCCCUGGAGGCGCCCCAAUUCCAUACAAUAUGACACAAACUUUAACUGUGUGUAUUUGUGAUUAUUGGCAACGUCGCCACUACUACCAUCCCAGUAGCUGCAACAAUGAUCCAAUGUUCCGGGUCGCAGCUGGCGGUAGCUUCAAUCACAACAACCAGAACUUACGCCGCUUGCAACUAAAACUGGACGCUAUUAGUGGCAACUACUGGCUGCGGGAGAUAUUGCAACAGCAGGCACUUCGGCGGCGGUUACAGGAGCGCCAUGGUGUACAACUUUUAUGGCUAGAACUGCAGCCGCCGGUACGUGAUACCAUCGACUACAAAUGGGCCGAUAUGCUGGCGCACACGCUCUGGGAGCACAUCGAAGUGGAACAUCUGAUGUCUUGGUUGUCCACACUAGGCGGUGGCUUUUCUGCGCUUGGCGAACAGUUCGAACGUUGUGCCGACACAGCGGGUAAGAUUUCCUUACAACAAUUGCACAUUGGCAUGCGUUUGGGUGAUCCAUUCCUGCAGGCGCGCUGCAAACUAUACUAUAGCAUAUCGCUGAUACAGCGUGGACAGCUUCGUCUGGCCAAGCAUCUCAUACGCUCCCAAUAUCAGUUUGCAAAGGUUCACAAGGAGCACGACAUUCGACUAGUGCGGAUGUGUCAAGGGAUUUGGUUGCGCCUUUGCUUCGAGUACAAGGAGCGCCAGAAACAGAAGAUGCUGGCUCGUGAAUCAUGCGCCAUUGGUGAUGGCGAGCGGAAAGCUUGUGAUGGGAAGCUGGCCCCGCCACUCAUUGUGUAGAUUUCUUUCCUUAUUUAUUGCUAAUGUAUAAGUUAUACAACUUGUUCGCACGGGCAAACACAAAUAUGUACGUUGACAAACCAAAUGCAACCACUCAAAGGGUAAUACCGUAGAUAGUAAACAGAUCGCGGGACAUAUACGAUUUUUUUUUAACAAAAAAUAAUAUUUUUUCUAGGCAUGUGUUUUUGUAAAAUCCAAAAUUGUUUGGCCCUGUACUUAUGGCCACGGUCAUAGGGCUUUUCAAAAUGUAUUUCCUGUGCGAAUUAUCGUUAGGCAUGUUAAAAGCAAAAAGUUUAUAAAUUGUAUUUAGGUAAAUAUUUGUAUUCAAUAUAUUUAUUUAUUUAUACGUA